UCACACUCACACUCACACUCACACUCACACGCUCACACCCACACGCACACACAAACACAUUUCGCCAACCACAAGCCAUCCAUCACCAACCCGCAUAUUAUCCAACCAGUCAAGUAGGCUGCCCGUUCCUGGUGAGCGCACACGCGCGCGUGGAUGUGUGUGCAAGAGCAGCAGCACCCCGAAACAGCAGCACCAGCUACACCAACAAUGGGCGAUGAGAGAAUACGCAGCAGCACAGAUGAGGCUGCAUCACCCUCCCACAGCCGCUCAAGAAGGCAAUCCCAAGCCAUGCCGCGUGUGCGGGCUUCUGUCGACCUCUCCGCUGCUGGCUUCUCGGACGAGAGCUCCGCAUCGCGCUCAACAAGCCGUCGAAACUCAAGCCUCUUCCCCUCAACACAAGCAGCGACGUGCCCCAAGCCCGCAUCGUUCUUCCACCCUGCACCUGGCGCUGCUCGCAGGCGGUCCGGCCACCGUCGCAACAAGUCGUCCGAUUUGACCAUCGAGCUCAUGCGCUCCACACAGGGCGGCAUUCACAACAGCAGCGGCAACAGCAACAGCAGCAGUACGUACCGCCGUCACCCCGACGACCACAGCCCUCACGAUAGCUCAGAAUUCGGCGCCCUCGACGGCGGCAAGCGGUUUGCAUACAGCAUGCAGAACCUUUCCAAACUGACAUCUCCUUCCUCGCCACUCCUGCGAAGGCGCUCCAGCGGCGUGCCCGCCCCUCCAACAAAGUCGUUGUUGGAGCUCUCCAAAUCCAUUGACGGCCUGUCGAAACUGCUGCAGGAGCCCGGCCCUGCUGCGCCGCCACCACCGGCACCGUCACGCCGCCGGCGCUCGUCCCUGCGCCCGCUCUCCGACGCAGUUCUCUACGUGGACACGGGCGACGAUGUGGAUGACAAUGAAACGCUCAACAUUGCGACCUCGGAGCAGUUCUCCAAGUAUAACAAGCUGCCGGGUGUGCCGUCCCGCUCGCGGCGUCGCAGUAGCCAGGUGCCAGAUGCAAUGGAGAUUGACUCGCGCCUCGUCCUCGGACCCAUUGGCACAAACGACCACAAACUCCCUGAAUGGGUGGAAGAACACAUGCGUGACAUGUCCAUGAGUCCGUCGCAGAUGCAAAUUGCACAGGAGCGACUGCUGGCACAGGCGGCGGGCGAAGACAAAUUCACGCACACACACCCAGAUGAUGCUGACAAUGAUGAUGAUGAUGAUGAUGAUGGUGAUGAUGAGAUUGGACCUGACCUCGCGUUUACGUUCAACAGUGCCGACUUCCACCCUGACGACAGUGACGUGGAUGAUGACUUUUUUGGUGAUGGUGAUGAUGAAGAUGAUGGCCACGACAGCGUUGGCAAUGGCACCCGGUUUGAAGCAGCGGAGGGCCAGGCGUUGGUUGACCGUGGCGUGUCUCCCACGUUCGUUGCACGUGCAAACAAGAUGCGGCAGACGGCACGGCAAGCAAGAGUCUCCCUCUCGCGCACGUACAACCUCUCUGCUCCCGACAGAAUGAGUGCACACGCGUGGGGUGACGGGCAGGGCCUGGCUGAUGGCGAUGAUGACAGGGAUCACGCCGCCCACAGCACGACGCGGCGCGACAACGUUGGCGACAGUGACAAUGACGAUGGCGACGAGGACGGUGCUGUUGAUGGCAGUUAUCCUCGUGAUGAUGGGAGCAGUGGUAGUGACCGUGACGAUGCUGUGUCCGACAUGUAUGGAGAGGAAGUUGGUAUGGACUGCCCACACCCGCGCCGCCGCGCGCAGUUUGGUCUCGUCCCCACGCACAGCAGCAGCGACAAUGACAGCAGCGACAAUGAUGGCGAUGAGAAUGGUGGCGGUGAUGGUGAUGGUGGCAAUAGCAGUGGUGGUGCUGGACACGAUGGCUUGAGAGACGGGCGCGAUGGUGCCUGUGGUGAUGAUGCGCAGGGUCGCGCUGUCGACAGCAGUGGUGACGCAUCACAUGUCAAUCUCCGCUCAGAGACGAGCGAGCGCAUGCUGAGCAGUCGGCCAAUGGGACCACCGCACAAGCGCGGGGGCGGCGUGCUUGCAAGCAAUGGGCCACACGUGCGCGUGGACUCAUUUGAGGAUUCCUCAACUGAAGAUGCAAAGGAGAAUGCAGAGGAAGAUGGCGACAGCGAUAAGCCAGACGAGUCGAAGCAUGGGGCGUUGAGCGCUGAGGUCUCUGAUACCAGUGCGCGACUUUGGGGAAAUCAAGAACAGGAAACGCAUGGUAUGCAGGAGGAAGGGCACCACCACCACUUCCAGGACCAGCAGCAGCGGGACCAGCAGCAGCACACCCGUGUCAUGAGGGAUUGCGACGACGCUCGUCGUGGGCGAAGCGGCAACCUUUCAUCCAACGCUGCGCACUACAGCCCCAACUUGACCCGCACGCCUGCAUCGACGGCCUUGAAGAAGGGCGCCAGCUUUGCGUCGGUCAACCUCCUCACACCCGCAUCCCCGUCUGCUUCGCCGGCAACGAGUCGCAGCCUCACCAGCCGCGCCACCGCCAGCGUCAGUCCAACGGCAACGGCCAACUCCGUGUCGCCUUCGUCGUCAUCGCCGCGCCCUCCGUCGUCGCCAACAUCGACGCCGCAUUUUCGUCGGCGCUCGUUCCAGUUUGGCGCUGACAGCCAGCACAAGUGACCACCUGCUCUGUGUGUGAGUGUGUAUUUGUGUGUGUGGAGGUGUGUGUGUGGAGGUGUGUGUGUGGAGG
Salpingoeca rosetta is the source of this 2707-nucleotide messenger RNA. RefSeq lists its product as uncharacterized. NCBI's taxonomy places the organism in Eukaryota, Choanoflagellata, Craspedida, Salpingoecidae. The transcript has 5 exons. Bases 154 to 2637 code for a protein of 827 amino acids. The record is from RefSeq and is a predicted model, not a curated record.